Pogona vitticeps (central bearded dragon) is the source of this 2138-nucleotide messenger RNA. It is a transcript of the gene CSTF1, whose product is annotated as cleavage stimulation factor subunit 1. Gene Ontology annotation, biological process: mRNA 3'-end processing. Gene Ontology annotation, cellular component: mRNA cleavage stimulating factor complex. The record is from RefSeq and is a predicted model, not a curated record. Lineage: Eukaryota; Metazoa; Chordata; Lepidosauria; Squamata; Agamidae. Gene Ontology annotation, molecular function: RNA binding; protein binding.
ACCACUUACAGCCAAAAAUAGUAGAGUUGAAGUGCUUCACCCACUUAGUGUGAUAGGAAUGUAUAAAACUGUUUUGGGAAAACCAGGGCAGGCACACAAUUGAUACACUAUUUUAAAAGGCGAGGUAGAAGAUCUGCAAAUAAUUGGAUUGUGGAGGACAGUGAGAAUAUUUCAGAGGGCACUCCAAAUACAAUAGAUUUACUCGUGUCAUGAGGAAGAAUGACAAAUCGUCGUAUUGCUCCAGCGUGUGAUAGGUGGCAGCUUCCGUGGGGCAUGAAUAACAUGGUCUCGCCUACCAAUGAAUCACGACCAACACGACUACCAUUUCUUGAGUCUGAUCCGCGGCUUCAAUCGAUGUGCGGGAACUCGAUGCAACAGCCUGUUCGACGGAGUGGUCCUUGGCCCCGGUUGCUGCCGCCGCCGCCGCCGAUCUCGCACGCUUUGCCGGCCCAAUUGCCGUUCGACGCUGUCGGGCCUCCCACGACCAUUUCUAGCUCGGAUCGACCAAGACCAAAAGACGAGCUGACUGCUGGAAGACAGCCAUCACUCACAAUGUAUAGACCAAAAGUGAGCCUGAAAGACAGGCAACAACUUUACAAGCUGAUCAUUAGUCAGUUACUAUAUGAUGGAUAUAUCAACAUUGCUAAUGGUCUGAUCAAUGAGGUAAAGCCACAGUCUGUAUGUGCACCCUCUGAACAGCUGUUGCAUCUUAUUAAACUGGGAAUGGAAAAUGAUGAUAGUGCAGUUCAGUAUGCAAUUGGGCGAUCUGAUACAGUGGCUCCUGGCACAGGGAUUGACUUAGAGUUUGAUGCAGAUGUACAAACUAUGUCUCCAGAAGCUUCUGAAUAUGAAACAUGUUAUGUCACAUCUCACAAAGGACCAUGUCGUGUUGCUACAUACAGCAGAGAUGGACAGUUAAUAGCUACAGGAUCGGCUGAUGCUUCAAUAAAAAUACUUGAUACAGAAAGAAUGCUGGCAAAGAGUGCAAUGCCUAUUGAGGUUAUGAUGAAUGAAACAGCUCAACAAAAUAUGGAGAACCACCCAGUUAUUAGGACUCUUUAUGAUCAUGUGGAUGAGGUGACAUGUUUAGCUUUUCAUCCAACAGAACAAAUACUUGCCUCAGGUUCAAGAGAUUACACACUUAAAUUAUUCGACUAUUCAAAACCAUCUGCUAAAAGAGCCUUCAAAUACAUACAGGAAGCAGAAAUGCUGCGCUCAAUCUCCUUUCAUCCUUCUGGUGACUUCAUACUUGUUGGCACCCAGCAUCCUACUCUGCGGCUGUAUGAUGUCAAUACGUUCCAGUGCUUUGUUUCCUGCAAUCCUCGAGACCAGCAUACUGAUGCCAUAUGCUCAGUUAAUUAUAAUGCAAGUGCUAACAUGUACGUAACAGGCAGCAAAGAUGGAUGCAUCAAACUGUGGGAUGGUGUUUCAAAUCGUUGUAUCACUACCUUCGAGAAAGCGCAUGAUGGAGCUGAAGUCUGUUCUGCCAUUUUCUCUAAGAAUUCCAAGUAUAUUCUGUCAAGUGGAAAGGACUCUGUAGCCAAACUGUGGGAAAUAUCUACAGGGAGAACACUGGUCAAAUAUACAGGAGCUGGACUGAGUGGACGCCAAGUCCACAGGACACAGGCUGUCUUCAAUCACACAGAAGACUAUGUGCUGCUUCCAGAUGAAAGAACCAUCAGCCUCUGCUGCUGGGACUCACGAACUGCUGAACGAAGGAACCUUCUUUCCUUGGGGCAUAACAGCAUAGUUCGCUGUAUUGUCCAUUCUCCCACCAAUCCAGGCUUCAUGACUUGCAGUGAUGAUUACAGAGCUCGAUUUUGGUAUAGAAGGUCAACCACUGACUAAUGCUGAAGCUGUGGCUGUUUUAUUUUAUAAACAAGUCUGUUUUUACCAUGAUGUGUUUAAGUAGUUAGUUUAAAAAUAAAUACUAUCCCUGCUGAAAGGAUAGUUUUAAAAGUUAUGUCCAUAUAUUGAAAAGACGAAGGACAGCUUGAAUUUUUUUUUCCAUCCAACAGAACUGCCCACUUUCAGUAGUCCAGUUUGGUAUCUGGAUUUUAAAAACCUCUUUAUUUUUGUUGUAUCUCAUCUGAUAUAUUAAUUUGGUUCUUGAUCCAUACUUUUAUGCUUUUUAAUUA